Messenger RNA from Camelus dromedarius (Arabian camel), 1442 nucleotides. It is a transcript of the gene BOLL, whose product is annotated as boule homolog, RNA binding protein. The transcript has 11 exons. Gene Ontology annotation, molecular function: protein binding; mRNA 3'-UTR binding; translation activator activity. Gene Ontology annotation, biological process: 3'-UTR-mediated mRNA stabilization; positive regulation of translational initiation. Bases 285 to 1136 code for a protein of 283 amino acids. Lineage: Eukaryota; Metazoa; Chordata; Mammalia; Artiodactyla; Camelidae. Gene Ontology annotation, cellular component: cytoplasm. The record is from RefSeq and is a predicted model, not a curated record.
GGGCCGGCUGCACACGAGGCCGGCGUCCGGGUCGGUGCCGUUGAGGGUUCCCGCCACUGCUGCUAGCGGGUUUGCGGGGCAAAAUUUCUCGCUGGCUAGCCUUCUUUUCCCUCCCGCACUUUAGUGGGGAGGGGGUGGAUCCUCGAGUCAGUGCUCAAGUUCACGAUGACCCGAGAGAACCCGAGGAAGUUGUCGCCGCGGCCAUUUCCCCCAGCGCGUCAACUUGCUGGCCGCGGAGGGGAAGGAGCACGGAGGCCGUGACAGCGACGCAAACAUCAAAUCAAAUGCAAACAGAUUCAUUAUCUUCAUCCCCUAAUCCUGUGUCACCUGUGCCUUUGAAUAACCCAACAAGUGCCCCAAGAUAUGGAACAGUGAUCCCUAAUCGCAUCUUCGUAGGAGGCAUUGACUUUAAGACAAAUGAAAAUGAUUUAAGAAAAUUUUUUUCCCAAUAUGGGUCUGUAAAAGAAGUGAAGAUUGUAAAUGACAGAGCCGGAGUGUCCAAAGGGUAUGGUUUCGUCACUUUUGAAACACAAGAAGAUGCACAAAAAAUUUUACAAGAGGCUGAAAAACUUAAUUAUAAGGAUAAGAAACUGAACAUUGGUCCAGCAAUAAGAAAACAACAAGUAGGGAUCCCUCGUUCUAGCAUAAUGCCAGCAGCUGGAACAAUGUAUCUAACAACUUCAACUGGAUAUCCUUACACUUACCAUAAUGGUGUUGCUUAUUUUCAAACUCCAGAAGUAACUUCUGUUCCACCACCUUGGCCUUCACGUUCUAUAUCUAGUUCCCCUGUGAUGGUAGCUCAGCCUGUCUAUCAGCAACCUGCAUAUCACUACCAGGCCCCUGCACAGUGUCUACCAGGUCAGUGGCAGUGGGGUGUUCCUCAGUCUCCUGCCUCUUCUGCUCCGUUCUUAUACCUGCAACCUUCAGAGGUUAUUUAUCAACCAGUGGAAAUUGCACAAGACAGUGGAUGUGUUCCUCCUCCACUGUCUCUGAUGGAAGCUUCAGUUCCAGAGCCUUAUUCUGAUCAUGGAGUUCAAGCAACAUAUCACCAGGUUUAUGCUCCAAGUGCCAUUGCUAUGCCUGCACCUGUGAUGCAGCCCGAACCAAUCAAAACAGUGUGGAGCAUUCAUUAUUAAGACAAUUGGGCAGCUCUAGUCCAGCUCAACUGAUUUCUUAUCCAACGAUCCUUGUGUGGCCGAGAUCCAGCUUCAACGAACCGGCUAGAAGCUGCCCGUUGUGAAACUUAGGGUUAGUUAAUACCUCGCCAUACUUAUUUAUUCCACUAUAAGCUGUCUAAAUUUGAUGAAAUUUGCUUUUUCAGCUGUUCUAGAAAAUUAUUUAGGUAGAUGUGGCAUGUUGGUGUUUUAAUGUGUUAAUCUAACUGUAGUGCCGUUUUCUACAACAUGUUUUAUCCAUUCCAUAAAUAAUAACCACAUUGGGAA